Molecule: messenger RNA, 336 nt
Organism: Tremella mesenterica DSM 1558
Lineage: Eukaryota; Fungi; Basidiomycota; Tremellomycetes; Tremellales; Tremellaceae
Exons: 1
Coding region: 1-336 (111 amino acids)
Source: RefSeq, a predicted model, not a curated record
AUGUCAGUAGAUAUCACCACCUCUACUCAUUCCUCCGCUGGUCUCAUGUUCACUCUGUUUGGUUCUCUUGUUUGUCUGAAUCAAGUCAUCUCAAAUCUCAAAGCUCAAGUAACAGCUCUGAAGGAGUUGGGAGAAGGAAUGUUUGGGAGGCAUGAAGAUAAGUCAGAGGUGGAUACAAACAACGAGUUGGAAAUGAAGAAGGAUGUGGAACAGAUAGUGGAUGAGGCAUGUUGGGAAGGGAGUCAGGAAAUGGAACUGCUAAAUGUUGAUGGAUACAGUAUGUACAUGUGCAUGGAAAUCAUGUCCUCACGUGGGAGUGUUGGAGGGGUCAAAUAA